Molecule: messenger RNA, 929 nt
Organism: Cucumis melo (muskmelon)
Lineage: Eukaryota; Viridiplantae; Streptophyta; Magnoliopsida; Cucurbitales; Cucurbitaceae
Product: probable calcium-binding protein CML35
Exons: 1
Coding region: 42-734 (230 amino acids)
Molecular function (GO): calcium ion binding
Source: RefSeq, a predicted model, not a curated record
UUUUUAUUUUAUUAUAUUACCGUUUCUUCUCAGGAAAAGUAAUGAAAAUGAAAAAACAAAAAACAAAAGUCUCGGAAGGAAGUUUCCGGGAAGUUGCACAAGAGAAGGGGCAGUACACAAUUUUCCGAAUUCUCCACCAUUUAACCCCCCCUUCAUCUUCUUCACACAACUUGUCCUCAAAACAAAUUUCCAAUUCCAAAACCCCAAAUCACAUUCAAAUUUUCAUUUCCCCCAAUAUGAAGCUUCUCAAAUCCUUCAACCCCAACCGUCUCUUCUCUUCCAAGUCCCACCGCUCCAAACUCUCCCGAUCUCAACCUCCUUCUUUCGGCUCCGCCUCCUCCUCCACCUCCUCCGCCGGAACCCCCACCAGCGUCUUGCCGUCCCUCGACUGGGCCGAUUUCUCCGACCCCACUCUCUCUCGUAAAGAACUGAAGGCUCUACUCGGCCUAAUCGGAGCCGAACCGCCGAGUGAGGAAGAGAUUAAGAUCAUGAUGGGCGAAAUGGACCGGGUUGGACCGGCUUGCCACUCCGAGUUACGUGAUACGUUUGAGAUAUUCGACGCCGACCACGACGGGAGAAUUACGGCGGAGGAGCUCUUUAGUGUGUUCACGGCGAUGGGAGACGAGGGGUGCACGUUAGAGGAUUGCCGGCGUAUGAUAGCAGGUGUAGACAAAAAUGGAGAUGGGUUCGUCUGCUUCGACGACUUUGCGCGUAUGAUGGACUGCCAGAGAUAAAUCCAAUCAACACCUUUCAUUUUUUUUUUCUUUUAAACUCUUUUACUUAUUAAUUAUAAUAAUAAUAAUUUUGAAAAAGAAAAGGGAAAAAAAAAAAAAAAAAAGAAGAAGGGAUCUUUGUGUUUAUGUUUGUUGAUGCAAAGUAUAUAAUUAAUUAAAAACGGCAGUAAGUCGUGGGAUCGGUCAUUCGUCAAA